Molecule: messenger RNA, 5992 nt
Organism: Artibeus jamaicensis (Jamaican fruit-eating bat)
Lineage: Eukaryota; Metazoa; Chordata; Mammalia; Chiroptera; Phyllostomidae
Gene: RAPGEF1
Product: Rap guanine nucleotide exchange factor 1
Exons: 28
Coding region: 268-4152 (1294 amino acids)
Biological process (GO): Ras protein signal transduction; positive regulation of GTPase activity
Cellular component (GO): plasma membrane
Molecular function (GO): guanyl-nucleotide exchange factor activity
Source: RefSeq, a predicted model, not a curated record
GUGCGGCGGCGCGGCGGUGCGCCGGCUCGCUGGCCUGGGCGAGCGGCCGCGGCGGGAGCGGAGGAGGCGGAGCCGCGCGGCGGCGGUAGCGGCUAGUGGCGGGAGCGGCGGCGGCCCGGGACCGGCCGGAGCGCCGCUGGCCAAGCGCACAGGCCGCGGCCCGCGGAGCCCGCCAUGCCGGCGCGGGUCUGAGGCGCGGCGGGCCAGCGCCGAGGCGAGCGGCGGCCGCGCCGGCCGGGGUUCCCGCAGCGGCCCGGCCUGGGCCCGAUGAGCGGCGGCCUCGGCCUCCGGCGCAGCCCGGAAAUGUCCGGCAAGAUCGAGAAAGCAGACUCUCAGCGUUCCCACCUCUCCUCCUUCACCAUGAAGCUGAUGGACAAAUUCCACUCGCCCAAGAUCAAGAGGACUCCCUCCAAGAAGGGCAAACCGGCCGACGUGUCCAUGAAAAUUCUGGAGAAGCCUGUCCACAAGGAGGCAACAGACAGAUUCCUACCAGAGGGCUACCCUGUCCCCUUGGAUCUGGAGCAGCAGGCAGUAGAAUUUAUGUCCACCAGUGCUGGGGCUUCCGGGUCUCAAAGGCAGAAGAACCUGAGCUGGCUGGAAGAGAAAGAGAAGGAGGUGGUCAGCGCCUUGCGCUACUUUAAGACCAUCGUGGACAAGAUGGCCAUUGACAAGAAGGUGCUGGAGAUGCUCCCAGGGUCCGCCAGCAAGGUGCUGGAGGCCAUCCUGCCGCUGGUGCAGAGCGACCCUCGCAUUCAGCACAGCUCCGCGCUCGCGUCCUGCUACAGCCGAGUGUACCAGAGCCUGGCCAACCUCAUCCGCUGGUCCGACCAGGUGAUGCUGGAAGGCGUGAACUCCGAAGACAAAGAGGUGGUGACGUCGGUGAAGGGGGUCAUCAAGGCGGUGCUGGACGGAGUCAAGGAGCUGGUCAGACUCACCGUGGAGAAGCAGGGGCACCCGUCUCCGACAAGCCCAGUGAAACCCAGCUCUCCAGUCUGCAAGCCCGAUGGCCGGUCUGAGCUCCCCCUGACAGACCGAGAGAUGGAGAUCCUGAACCGGACGGCCAGCACGUCGCAGUCGGCCGGGCUGCUCCUCGACUCCGCUGACGAGGAGGUGGCGCCCCCCAAGCCCCCCCUCCCUGGCAUCCGGGUGGUCGAUAAUAGCCCUCCACCGGCACUGCCACCGAAGAAGAGACAGUCAGCCCCGUCCCCGACCCGCGUGGCCAUCGUGGCCCCCAUGAGCCGAGCCACCAGCGGCUCCAGUUUGCCUGUUGGAAUUAAUAGGCAGGACCUCGAUGGGGACUGCUAUGCCCAGAGGCGCCUGUCAGGAGGCAGCCACUCCUACGGAGGCGAGUCGCCCCGCCUGUCCCCUUGCAGCAGCAUCGGCAAGCUCAGCAGGUCCGACGAGCAGCUGUCCUCGCUGGACAGGGACAGCGGGCAGUGUUCCCGGAACACGAGCUGUGAAACGCUAGAUCAUUACGACCCGGACUACGAAUUCCUUCAGCAAGACCUCUCGAACGCAGACCAGAUACCUCAGCCCGCGGCCUGCAACCUCAGCCCGCUGCCGGAGUCCCUGGGGGAGUCUGGGUCCCCGUUCCUCAGCCAUCCCUUCCAGCUGCCUCUCGGCAGCUGCCCCCAGCCGGACGGGCCCUUAGCCCCAGGGCCGCCGGCGGACAUGCCGCCGGCCCUCCCGGAGAAGAAGCGCAGGAGCGCGGCCUCCCAGACCGCGGACGGCUCUGGCUGCAGGGUGUCCUACGAGCGGCACCCCUCCCAGUACGACAACAUCUCCGAGGACGACCUGCAGAACCCGGCCUUGGUCCGGCCCCUCCCCUUCACGCCCUUCGCUGCUAUCCUCCCCCUUCAGCAAGGAGGUUCCUCAGCCUCGGUUGAAUUUGUGGGUGACUUCACUGUUCCUGAAUCGACGGGUGACCCAGAAAAACCGCCUCCUCUGCCAGAAAAGAAAAACAAACACAUGCUGGCCUACAUGCAGCUGCUGGAGGACUACUCGGAGCCACAGCCGUCCGUGUUCUACCAGACGCCGCAGAACGAGCACGUCUACCAGCAGAAGAACCGGCUCCUCAUGGAGGUCUACGGCUUCACCGACUCCUUCAGCAGCGCAGACGCCCCGCCGGAGCUGGCGCCGCCCCCCGCCCUGCCUCCCAAGCAGCGGCAGCUGCAGGCCUCCUAUGCUGCUUCUUCCUUCUCCUCUGUCUCCUACUGUGUCCAGCAAACUAAAGUGGCCUUCACCCCCGAGGACAGCAGUGCCACUCAGGGCAUCAGUGUGUCCGUCUCUAACUCCUUUCUCAGCCGGCACGGCAACUUACCUGUGCCCUCGGCCACACCCCGCUGCACCCCAUCCUCAUUGCUGGGAGUGACCCACCGCCCACUGAGUUGCCCAAGCCAGAAACAGUACAAGUCUGUGUUCAGGUCCUUCUCCCAGGACUCCGUGCCUCACAGCCAAGCUUCCGCACAACCUUUCCUCCCGCCUACCUCCUCUUCCUCUCCACACUUCCCACCUGUCCACCAGUCUCAGAGCUCGGACCUAGCGGUGCCAGCCGCCGCCGGUCCGCCCCCCAGCGCCGUGGACGGGCCUCUCUCGUCUUCUCAGGAGAGCACCUUUCCCGGGAGCCCUGUCUGCCUUCCUUCCGAAACCUCUCUCCCUGACUCGCCCCAGACGCCUUCGAGUGACAACGCCAUCGAGGAGGCGGGUGAGGGUGAAUAUGUCAAUCUGUGCUCCUCUGGCCAGAGCGGCGAGGAGCUGGCCCACUCUCGAGGAGACUCGCCAGCUGGGAAAGACGGGCACCCCAGGGAUCCCUCUGCGCUCAGCAGCACAGCCGGGAAGGAGAGCCGGGACGGCGGAGAAAGGGCCCCGAGGUCACCAGAGACUCCAGAGCCGGCGCAGUCGGAGGAGGAAGUGGACGAGCUGUCUCUCAUCGACCACAGUGAAAUCAUGGCCAGGCUGACACUCAAGCAGGAGGGUGACGACGGGCCCGAUGUCCGAGGGGGGUCUGGAGACAUCCUGCUGGUCCACGCCACCGAGACAGACCGGAAAGACCUGGUGCUGUACUGCGAGGCCUUCUUGACCACCUACCGGACCUUCAUCACCCCCGAGGAGCUCAUCAAGAAGCUGCAGUACCGGUACGAGAAGUUCUCCCCCUUUGCCGAUACGUUCAAGAAGCGCGUCAGCAAGAACACGUUCUUCGUUCUGGUGCGGGUGGUGGAUGAGCUCUGCCUAGUGGAGCUGACAGAAGAGAUCUUGAAGCUGCUGAUGGAGCUGGUCUUCCGCUUGGUGUGCAGCGGUGAGCUCAGCCUGGCCCGUGUGCUCCGGAAGAACAUCCUGGACAAGGUGGACCAGAAGAAGCUACUCAGGUGUGCCAACUCCGACCAGCCCCUUGCAGCCAGGGGAGUGGCAGCCAGGCCGGGGACUCUACAUGACUUUCACAGCCAUGAAAUAGCCGAGCAGCUGACCCUGCUAGAUGCCGAGCUCUUUUAUAAAAUAGAGAUCCCUGAGGUUUUACUUUGGGCAAAAGAGCAGAACGAGGAGAAGAGCCCCAACCUGACCCAGUUCACAGAGCACUUCAACAACAUGUCCUACUGGGUCCGGUCAAUAAUCAUGUUACAGGAAAAGGCCCAGGACAGGGAACGGCUGCUCCUGAAGUUCAUCAAGAUCAUGAAGCAUCUGCGGAAGCUGAACAACUUCAACUCCUACCUGGCCAUCCUCUCGGCGCUGGACUCGGCGCCCAUCCGCAGGCUGGAGUGGCAGAAGCAGACCUCAGAGGGCCUGGCGGAGUACUGCACGCUGAUUGACAGCUCGUCCUCCUUCCGCGCCUACCGCGCCGCCCUCUCGGAGGUGGAGCCGCCCUGCAUCCCGUACCUGGGGCUCAUCCUGCAGGACCUCACCUUCGUGCACCUAGGCAACCCAGACUACAUCGACGGCAAGGUGAACUUCUCCAAGCGGUGGCAGCAGUUCAACAUCCUGGACAGCAUGCGCUGCUUCCAGCAGGCGCACUAUGACAUCCGGAGAAACGACGACAUCAUAAACUUCUUCAAUGACUUCAGCGACCACCUGGCCGAGGAGGCCCUGUGGGAACUGUCUCUGAAAAUCAAACCCAGGAACAUAACGAGGAGAAAAACAGACCGGGAAGAGAAGACCUAGGAGAAGGUGCCGUGAGCGAGGAGAACGCUCAGGAGAGGCUCCGAGUGCGGCUCCGAGCCUGGACGGGACUUGGGACCUGGUGGGUGACAGCAGGGUGCGUCCCGGCCGUGGUCUCGGGGCCUGGCAGGGCAGGAGCCCGGGGCCCAGGCAGCUUCCGGCCUCCUCCUCCUGCGCGCCGAGCCAGCAGGCAGGUCUCGUUGCUGAUUUGUGACUCGGUGGUUUUCUGGUUUGGUUUCUGCUUUCACGUCUGUCUCCCCCCCCCCCCCCCCGUCCCUGUCCCCCACUCCUCCGCCCCCGGGAGCAGACAAGGAACACCGGCAUCUUCACCGCUUCGACUGCAGGGUCCUAGACCUGCUGAAAUGACAGACGAGUGCAGGCUCAAGGGCCCUUGUGGGGGGCUGUGCUUCCUGGGACCUUGAAUGAGGAGGACAUCUCUUAGCUGGGUGGGCAGAGAGGAUGGGGGUGCUCCUUCUACUUUCUAGUCCUGCUUUUUAAAACAGAGGGUGGUGAGCUGCUCGCCCGGCCCAGGAGGUACGGCAGGGCCCUUGCAGCCCCGGUGCUCCUGUCCCGGUAUAGCCCCCAGGGCCCGCGGCCGUGAGCAGCGGCAUCUGCCAGUCCUGCCCCUGCAUCUCUCCCGCCCCCGCCGUCGCUGCUGCUGGGAGCUGGGAGGAAGAGGCUGUAGCAGGACAGGACUCGACCAUCCAAGAGACCCGUUUCACCUGAGCUGGGCCCGUAACUCGGGUCAGUUCAUUCAGAGAGAGUGGGGGCCUUUCUGUCCUGGGGGAGGCCAGUGGGCCCUCCACUGUCACUCGCCAUGUGCCUUAAACUCCAUCUCCUACCCCCUGCCCCCAGACUCCCUCCUAACUUGCUCCAUCCUGGUGGGUGGCAGGGGCUCCUUCCGCUCAUGAGACCAGAGGCUUUUCCGUCCUCCUGCUCCCGCCAUUCUUGAUGCCGAGGUCGACAGUCUGCGGCCAGGGCUGCGGGGUCCCAUCCCCAGGGUGCCCUGCAUUCAGCCCAGGCAACCGGGCAGUGGGAAGCAACAGCUGCGGGCUGUUUAGACUUUGUUUUUAAAGGAACAGCCAAGUCACUGCGAGUCCUUGGUGGGUCUUGAGCAGCUUGUCUCAAGAAGAAGCUGGCCGGUCUUUUCCCUCCCUCGCCUGCCCUGCACGGGGAGGGGACGUCUAGGAAAUGUCGGUCUCAGUCCCUCUGGCGGAGACUGUGCAGGCGUCAGGACGGAGCACGUGGCUUUAUUUAAAAAGUGUGUGAGUCGCGUCCCUGUGACCGAGUGCGGGGGCGGGGUCCGUGCCUGCCAGCUGCAGUCCUCCCGGCCUGCCCCAGCCUGGCCUGGGUUCUGGGCCCCAAAGGGCCUCAGCGCUUCCGAGAGCCCGGGUCUCCCGCCGUAGCGCCCAGCCACUCGCGGGCACGUGCGAGUCUGGCCUGUUCUCGGCCGUGAGCAGGUGGGGUGGGGGCUCCACCUCCCCACAGCUCAGAGGUGGCCCUGCCCCCGCCAUCCCCGAGCCCUCGGGGGUCUGAGCAGAGGUGCCAGAUGCCAGGCGAGCCAUGUGGGUGGAGGCGGGGCAGCGUGCUGGCCGCCAGGCUUGGCCGAGAGCUGUCUCUGGGGCAGGUGAGAGACUUGAUCGGGACAGUUGGAUUCCGUGCGAGGGUGGAGGGGCAGCCAAGGAGAGGGUGGGCUGGCGCUGACUCUGAACUGAACCCCGAUUCUGAGAGGCACCCCCAUGUUGUUGUAAUGUGUGUUCCUGCCUAACCUGACUGACAGUGGCACCUCCCGCAGACAUUUCAAGCCUGUAACUUUUGUAUGAAAGAAUAAAUACCAAGGGAA